ACAGUUUAUUGUUUGUUUUUAUCCGUAUGUAUGUAAGUUUGUUUCAUUGUGAUUCGGCGAAAAAAAAAUUAAUAUAGUGAAAGUCAAACGUCGCAUCAAAGCAAUGCUGCGAUUGUUUACAUCCAUAAUUAAUUAAACAAAUCACUUCGGUGCGUGCAUUGGCCUCUGGUUACCUGCAUAAAAUCUAAUAAUUUCUCCGCCAAUUUUUGCUGCAAUUUAAUUUGUUGUUUAAAAACUGGUGAGCGCCGCAAGCAACGGGUAAUCGCGUUUUACCUGACACGUUCAAUAAACUGAAAUUUAUUAGUUAACGAAACAAGUCGUGAAACAGUCAACUCAUUUGCUUGUUAAGUGCAGCAAUUUGUAAACACAUACACACACAUAUAUAUAUAUAAAUCGAAGUGAAGGUGUACGAAUUUGUGGAAAACCCAAAACAAUUUGAACAUUCCGCGAGAAAUCUACUUACAAGUGUAUAUGCGCCUUAAAUUUGCCAGAGCGGCGGAAGAGUGCAAUUGAAUCGGAACAGUGAGCUGUGUACGAAAAUGAGUAGAUCGUUGAAAGCAAGCACAUAGCUACCAACAACACAUACACAAACAUACAAAAGCAAAAUGUAUUUUCUCUAAGUGUGGGAGUUUUAUUCCAUUAGAAAAAGAGGAAAUCUUAAAAAAACCGCUCAGAAAUAUAAAAUAUAAAAAUUAUAACAAAAAAAAAUUCGUAGCAUUACAAAUUGCAACAGUAAAUGAGAGGCUGUCGUUGACUCGCAACUCACAACUCGAAAUUGUUCGUGUAUGAAAUUCAAGUAGCAGCUACAGGACAGGAUACCAGACGAGACGGGAUACAAGACGGCUGCAGCGGAUCUGCUAAGAGAUUGGAACGUUUUCUGUGGUGCUGCUGGUGUUUGACAAUUGAAACGCAGCCAGACGGGCAAAGUGUGUGGCUGUAUUUGGGUGCGACACUCAUAAAAUAACAAAAUAAUAUAGCUUGGAGUACGUGACGCGUGCACACGUAGAUUGGCUGUAGCUGGUGACCGUGACGGCUGAAAGGCGGAGUGACACUUUUAUAUUUAGUUUGAUCGCAACGACAUGGCCUGCCUAAAUUGUGAGUUUGCAAAAGCAGGUAUCAAUAAUGAGUUUAAAUUUAUCAGCCAAACUGGAUGAGCUUCAAAGAGGCGAUCGACACUUGGAGACGACAGUCGCCUUGUGUGAAAUACGUACACAGCUACAAGAGCUGACCAAAUCCGUGGAGAGUUGUCAAAGUGAGGUAUCUGAGGUGAAACGGGACAUGGUUGCAAUUAAACACGAAUUGGACACCGUGCAACAAGUCAAAGAAGAAAUCGAAGAGCUGCGCGAAUACGUCGACAGACUGGAGGAGCACACACACAGACGGAAGCUAAGACUUUUAGAACAAGUUUGUAGCUUAAAUUAUUUGCCAUGUUGUGUAAUUAAUACUUGAAUUUCAUUUAUAUUCAUGUACAACAAAAUGACAAAUCUCAUUAUGCGUGCGAAAAUGCAAAAUUGAAAAUUCUGAAUUUCACACAACAACUGCAUUCGAGUAAAAAUCAAUUAGCAACUACACUCGCUUACAUUUAUGUAGGACCAAAGUUUUGCGCAUAAUGGCAUUUACCAAUACAGACCGCUUCUUCAUAAUCUUAGUUGGUUUAUUAUUAGAUAGACAUUUCCUUUUCUUAAUAUUUAUUUAUUUUUUAUAUUUGUGUUAUGAAAUAUAUUUCAACCUAUUUAAAUUCAAAAGUCUCAUGUAAAAGCACAAAUAAAGAAUUAUGUAAUUUUUUAA
Anastrepha obliqua is the source of this 1788-nucleotide messenger RNA. RefSeq lists its product as uncharacterized. The record is from RefSeq and is a predicted model, not a curated record. The coding region runs from base 1123 to 1449 and encodes 108 amino acids. NCBI's taxonomy places the organism in Eukaryota, Metazoa, Arthropoda, Insecta, Diptera, Tephritidae. The transcript has 4 exons.